Molecule: messenger RNA, 2221 nt
Organism: Scleropages formosus (Asian bonytongue)
Lineage: Eukaryota; Metazoa; Chordata; Actinopteri; Osteoglossiformes; Osteoglossidae
Product: mothers against decapentaplegic homolog 6-like
Exons: 4
Coding region: 276-1817 (513 amino acids)
Biological process (GO): cell differentiation; regulation of transcription by RNA polymerase II; anatomical structure morphogenesis
Cellular component (GO): heteromeric SMAD protein complex
Molecular function (GO): I-SMAD binding; transcription regulator inhibitor activity
Source: RefSeq, a predicted model, not a curated record
GUGGUUCCAGGGGAAAGGAUUAAAAGGUUAGUGCGGCUCGGUGUCGAUGCAGUGUUACACUUGGCAUGCCGUUGCUGUUUAAAUGCCACAUAUUGUUUCAGCUCCUCAUCUAAUGUGGCUGUUGCUGGGCCACACACACCCAGCGCGGGGCUGUGCAGGCACCGCACGGCGUGGAGCACACAUUUAUGUUGUGCGACGACCUUAAAACCGCUUGCGCUUCACACGGAUCUGAAGAACAAGAAUAAAAGCAGUCAUCUGGAUUUAUAAAUUGUCGUAUGUUCAGGUCGAAACGCUCAGGUCUUGUGCGGCGACUCUGGAGAAGCCGUUUGGUUCCAGAUAGACAGGGGGGCGAUGGAGGCAGCAGGGGCAGCGAGGGGGGUCGCGACGAGGUGUGGGGCAGCAACCCGGAGAAGAUCUCCAAAACGGAGCUCGGAGCGGUGACCCGCGGAGGAUCGGGCGCCGGGGACCUUCCGGAGGCGCGCACCACCACCACCAGGGGGGCUUCCCCGGAGAGCGGUGGCGGCGGCGGCGGCGGCGGCUCGGGGGACGCCGUGGACCAGCAUCAUCAUCAUCAUCAUCAUCAUCAUGAUCAUGGGGGUGCCAUGUGCGUCCUGGAGGACGGGAGUCCCCGAUCUCUGCCGGAGAACGAGUGCAGGACGGUGACGUGCUGCUUGUUCAAAGACCGCGAGCACUCGGACUCGACCAGGGCCAGAGAGCCCGCUCCGUGCCAGUUCACCCUCAGGAGCCCCGGGCACGCCGGCGCCCAGGACAGCGGUCCUCCCGGAGGACCGGCGGAGGCGAAGCCCCGCUCGGUGCUCGAGCAGGAACUCAAAACGGUCACCUACUCCUUUCUGAAAAGGCUAAAGGAGAAGCCGCUGGAUAGCCUGCUGGAGGCCGUGGAGUCCAAGGGCGGGAUGCCCAGUGGCUGCGUGAUGGUGUCGCGGACGGAGGUGCGGCUGGGCGGCCACUCGGCGCCUCCGCAGCUGCUGCUCUGCAGGCUGUACCGCUGGGCCGACCUGCAGCACACGGCGCAGCUCAAGCCGCUGUGUGAGUGCCAGAGCUUCGGGGCCACGGACGGGGCCGCGGACGGAGCCACGGUGUGCUGCAACCCGUACCACUACAGCCGCCUGUGCGGGCCAGAGUCACCUCCACCUCCUUACUCAAGACUUUCCCCCACUGAAGAACUCAAGCCACUGGAUCUGUCAGAUUCAACGUUGUCUUACACUGAAACGGAGGCUGCCAGCUCCCCCAACACCAGCCCAGGGGACUUCUCAGAUGUCAGCUCGUCGCCGGAUGCCCUCAAGCAGAGCCACUGGUGCCACGUGGCCUACUGGGAGCACCGCACACGGGUGGGCCGCCUCUACGCAGUGUACAAGCACUCCGUCAGCAUCUUCUACGAUCUACCUCAAGGCACGGGCUUCUGUCUGGGUCAGCUGGGACCCGAGCGCCGUAGCAGCAGCGUCCAGCGCACGCGGGGCAAAAUUGGCCGUGGCAUCCUGCUGAGCAAGGAGGCGGACGGCGUGUGGGCUUAUAACCGCAGCGAACACCCCAUCUUCGUCAACUCCCCCACCCUGGACAUUCCUAGCUGCAGGAGCCUGGUGGUGCGCAAGGUGAUGCCCGGCUACUCCAUCAAGGUGUUUGACUACGAGAGGUCGUGCCUGCUGCAGCACGCGGCCGACCCUGACUGCCUGGACGGGCCCUAUGACCCCAACAGUGUGCGCAUCAGCUUCGCCAAGGGCUGGGGCCCCUGCUACUCCAGGCAGUUCAUCACCUCCUGCCCGUGCUGGCUGGAGAUUCUGCUCAACAACCACAGAUAACACACACCUGCGAAUGGACAGCGCUUACCACAAACUAUCCCAAAUAUCAUCUACCUAGAUUUAAUAUAAAGUUUUAUAUAUUAUAUGAAAUAUAUAUUAUACUUGUAAAUACGGAGUCAUUUUUACGAUGUAAUUAUUUAUGUAUGGUGCAAUGUGUAUAUGGAACAGAGGAAAACAAAAAGCAGAAAAUGCACUUUGGCUUUUAUAUACGUAUAUAUAUAUGUAUAUAUACGUGUGUGUGUGUGUUUGUGUGUGUGUGUGUAUGUGUGUAUGUGUGUGUAUACAUAUAUUCACACACAUACAGACUCUUUCAGUACCAAUCUUUUGGAAAAUUAUACAGCAAAAAUGAGAAACCUGAUUUUGGUGUAUGAUUUUCAUAUUAAUACCCAGACAAAAAGCUAACA